CGAACCUUGGUCUCCGCCUCCGGCCAGUCCUUGCCGUUGCUUGACUGUUGACAUCUCGCCGCCGUUCUCACGUUGCUUGCAGGGCGCCGCAUCAGGCUCCUUCCAAGUAGGCGGUGAGAUCAGCGGGCUGCCGUCCCGCGGCGGUUGAAUGGAGCAGGGAGCGAGCGAGUACGGGUCCGGUACUCCGGUAUCGCAGCAGUCGGCAGUCGCAGUGGACCUCUGUGGUGCGGCUGCAGCGGCUGGGCCCAAUGGCUGGCUUCCACGGCGGGCGUGGAUCUGAGCAUUUGGGUACGGCGGGUGAGGAGACGGCCCGCUGCAGCUGCAGGGGAUCCUCCAUGGCUGCCAGGUCAGGUCUUUCGAUGAGAGCUGAGCGUCUGCUCCUUCUCCCAGAUCCACUCCAUGGCGAUGUGUGCUACAAAAUAUGAGGAGGAUGCUUCAUCAUAAAUUGUAUUGCCACAUCAGUUCCUAAAGAGGUCAAGUCGAUGUAUCCAGCAUACUAGUCGAAGCUAACUGAUAUAAUCAGUCUUUUCUACUUUCCUUUCAUAAGAUGGACCUUCGAGAAAGUACGGUGACAGAAAUGAUCCAAGGUGAUGAUAGAUCAAAGUGGUUAUCGUAUAGCAAUCAUAACAUAAAAUGCUUCGCCGAGGGAGAGAUAAGAGGAAUUACCAGUAACUACGAAACUAUCAUUGGAAAAGGCGGUUUUGGAGAAGUUUACAAAGGUGUUCUCCAAGAUGGAAGAAUAGUUGCAAUCAAGAAAUUUAUGUGUAAUGUAGAAGAAAAUUUUGCCAAAGAGCUGAAAGUUCACUGUGAAAUCAACCACAAGAAUGUAGUUAGGCUCAUAGGCUACUGUGCUGAGGAAAAUGCCCUUAUGAUAGUCAGUGAGUAUAUAUCUCAAGGGAACCUUUGCGAUGUUCUUCACCAUAAAUGCAUUCCCAUCACGUUGGACACACGACUGCGGAUCGCGGUGGAGUGUUCAGAGGCACUGUGCUACAUGCAUUCACAAAUGUAUACUCAGGUCAUUCAUGGUGAUAUCAAGCCUGCCAAUAUACUAUUAGAUGACCAAUUUAAUGCAAAAAUAUCUGACUUUGGAAUAUCAAGACUUGUCAACACAGACUCGGCCCUUUUCACUGAGCAUGUAAUAGGGAGCAUAGGUUACAUGGACCCAUUGUUUGCUCGCAGCGGGCGUCUCACCUCGAAGAGUGAUGUUUACAGUUUUGGAAUCGUUCUGGUUGAAUUGAUCACAAAGAAGAAGGCAACACUAAGAAAUGGGGAGACUGGCAUAGUUGAAUGUUUCGCCCAAGCUCUUGCAGCAGGGAAGAGGAGGGUGAGAGAGCUGUUUGAUGUUGAAAUCUCAAGCCAGAACAACAUGAAGGUUCUUGAAGGGGUUGCAAAGCUAGCAGGACAAUGUUUGAUGAUGGAAAUUGAUAGACGUCCUGACAUGAUAGAUGUGGCAGAACGUCUUCGGGCGCUUAGGAAAACUCAAGUUCAAGGUAAACAAACUAUUUUUCCUUGGGGGUGGAGGAACAAGCCAGCAGUGUGCCGCCAUUUCUCACUUGGGGAGAUGAAAUCUGCGACAAGUAACUUUGAUGAGUCGCACCUUGUUGGUCGGGAUGGAUAUGGUAGUGUUUACUAUGGAAUGAUUGAUGGGGGAGCAACGAAGGUGGCUAUCAAACCUGUUGAGCAGGAUGUGAGUGAGUUCCAGACGGAGAUAGCGAUGAUGGCAAAGCUCCGCCACCAUCAUCUCGUAUCAUUGGUCGGUUACUGCCAUGAGAAAAACCAGAGGAUACUGAUCUACGACUACAUGGUUCGUGGCGCCCUGAGUGGUAACCUUUACGCUAACAACACCAAGGAGCCACCGCUUACUUGGAGGCAGCGUCUAGACAUAUGCAUAGGUGCUGCUCGUGCCCUGCACUACCUUCACGAGUGUUCCAUCAUCCAUAAUGACGUGUCGACGACGAACAUUCUCCUAGAUGAUAGAUUAGUCGGCAAAUUUUCAAGUAAAGUCUCACGCCGGCGGGAUACCAUGGAUGUGACCCCCAUACUGCGUAAGGGAAAUUUCUAUUGUGCCGAUCCUGAAUUUCGCCGCACUGGGGAAUUCACAGAGAAAUCCAAUGUAUAUUCUUUUGGUGUCGUGCUGUUUGAGGUUUUGUGUGCUCGGGCUGCCUGGGAUCCCAGUCUUCCAAGGAGACAAGUAUACUUGGUACAAUGUGCCCUUAAUUGCCAGAAGAAGGAUAUCCUUGAUCUUAUUGUUGAUCCCUAUCUCGAAGAAAAGAUUGCCCCGUUGUGCUUCAAGAAGUUUGUGGAGAUUGCUGAGAAAUGUGUUAGUGAUCAUGCUAUCCACCGCCCUACAAUGCAAGAAGUGCUUGAGAACCUGGAGUUGUGUGCGUGCCUUGCAGAACAAAGUGGAAGCCUUGGUGAUGAGACACCAGACGACGUUGACACUGAUGGUCCUUCAAGGAGAGAAUGUCGGCUGAACCUUGAGAUGUACCUUGCAGAGGACGAUGAUUCCAGCUAUUGUAGUGAGAUUCCGACAUCUGAAGAUGAUGGCAUAGAUGGGGAUGAGCAAAUUGCUGAUAGUAUGGAUUCCAAAUUGUCAAUUGAUUCCAACUUGUGCCACCAUUUCUCACUUAGAGAGAUGAAAUCCGCGACAAGAAACUUUGAUGAGUCGCACCUUGUUUGUGUGGGUGGAUCUCGUGAUGUUUAUUAUGGAGUGAUUGAUGGGGCAGCAACCAAGGUGUCCAAGUUAGCUUCACGAGGCAAAGUUUGUGUGGGUGGAUCUCAUGAAGUUUACUAUGGAAUGAUGGUGGCUAUCAAACGUGACAAAGUUGUGCAGGAUGCGAGUAAGUUCUUGACAGAGAUAGCGACGAUGGCAAAGCUCCGCCACCAUCAUCUCGUAUCACUGGUUGGUUACUGCAAAGAGGAAAACGAGAUGAUACUGAUCGACGAGUACAUGGCUCGUGGCACCCUGUUUGGGAACCUUUACGGUAACAGCACCGAGCAGCCACCGCUUACUUGGAGGCAGCGUCUAGACAUCUGCAUCGGUGCUGCUCGUGCCCUGCACUACCUUCACGAGCAUUCCUUCACCCAUAAUGACGUGUCCACAGCGAGCAUUCUCCUAGAUUGGAGAUUGGUCGGCAAGGUUUCAAUUAAAGUCUCGCUGCCGCAGGAUGCCACGGAUGUGACCACGCGCCAGUGUCCUAUGGCACGUUUCAGUUUUCUUGAUUCCGAAACUUGCUGCACUUGGCAACUAACAGCAAAAUCCAAUGUAUAUUCUUUUGGUGUCGUGCUGUUUGAGGUUUUGUGUGCUCGGGCUGCUUAUGAUCCCAAUCUUCCAUGGAGACAAGCUAACUUGGUAGAGUAUGCCCUUAGUUGCCAGAAGAAGGGCAUUAUUGAUCUGAUUGUUGAUCCCUACCUUAAAGGAAAUAUUUCUCCAUGGUGCUUCAAGAAGUUUGUAGAGAUUGCUGAGAAAUGUGUUAGUGAUUGUGGUGUCAAUCACCCUACAAUGCAAGAAGUGCUUCAGGACCUGGAGAUGUGCCUUGCAGAACAAAACGGAAGCCCCGGUGAUGAGAUGCUGGCCGAUGAUGACAGUAAUGGUUCUCAAGGGAGCGAUCGAUGUUUGAAAAAUGAUGGCAUAGAUGGGGAUGAGCUAGUUGUUAACCCUGUCGAGUCCAAACAAAAAAAAAGCUAGUUGCUGAUAGCAUGAGCUCUGAAUCGCCAGUGGCUUGAUGAGCAGGCAAGAAGUGUUCUCAGGAGCAAUUUCCGUACUGUCAAUGCUCUCUCCGCUGACGGAUCAUGCCAGAGAAUUAUUCCGUACAUGUAUACUUACUGCAUAUUAUGCCCCUUCUUUUUCAGAAGAAGUAUUGUGUAUUCUGACUUUCUUUAUGCCUUUCAAGUUUUCAUUGUCUGGGUGGUGUAAAUUGUAAUGGAUUUCUCCUGUCGUUCUCCUGCACUGUUAUAUUCAUUCAGUCUUGCGCUUGGCUACAGUGCUGCCUCCUGAUUGUAAUAUACACUACUACCUGUAUAACUUUUUAUAAAACGUUUUUAGAGUA
This is a messenger RNA of Aegilops tauschii subsp. strangulata, 4049 nucleotides long. RefSeq names its product receptor like protein kinase S.2. Gene Ontology annotation, biological process: protein autophosphorylation. NCBI's taxonomy places the organism in Eukaryota, Viridiplantae, Streptophyta, Magnoliopsida, Poales, Poaceae. The record is from RefSeq and is a predicted model, not a curated record. Gene Ontology annotation, molecular function: transmembrane receptor protein tyrosine kinase activity; ATP binding. Gene Ontology annotation, cellular component: plasma membrane; plasmodesma.